UCCUCCUAUUCACUGUACAUUCAUCGAUGAAAAAAAUUCCAACGUCCAUUUUCACAGUUGACACGGAAACUUGUCCCACCUUCUUACCUACAGAGUAGAGGGUGAGCGAUCGAUCUACAGAAAGAGAUCAACGACAUGAACCCCAUGUCAGUUUGUUCGUCGUCGUCAUCAUCAUCUUCUUCUUCUUCUUCUGGGUCUUCGAACAACGCCAAAGCAUGGAUCGUUCACGGAAUUGUCGCCGGAGUAGCAAUUGCGGUGGCGGUCGGCGCUCGCGCCUAUCUGGGUCGAUCCAGGAGGUUCCGGAGCCGGGUGGUCGGAAUCAUACCAGCCCGUUUCGCCUCCUCAAGGUUCCAGGGCAAGCCUCUCGUUAAUAUCCUCGGAAAGCCUAUGAUUCAGAGAACAUGGGAAAGGGCGAAACUGGCAGCUACAUUGGACCAUAUUGUUGUGGCAACGGAUGAUGAAAAGAUUGCAGAAUGUUGUCGAGGAUUUGGUGCAAAAGUCAUAAUGACAUCAGAAUCUUGCCGAAAUGGUACUGAGCGUUGCAAUGAAGCACUUCAAAAGCUUGAAAAAAAGUAUGAUAUUGUCGUUAAUAUUCAAGGGGAUGAGCCUCUUAUUGAACCCGAGAUAAUUGAUGGGGUUGUUAAAGCUCUGCAGGCAGCCCCAGAUGCAGUGUUUAGCACCGCAGUUACAUCUUUGAAACCUGAAGAUGCAUUUGAUCCAAAUCGAGUUAAAUGUGUGGUAGAUAAUCGAGGUUAUGCCAUUUAUUUUUCAAGGGGGCUGAUUCCAUAUAACAAGUCAGGAAAGGUCAAUCCACAAUUUCCCUACUUGCUUCACCUUGGAAUUCAGAGCUAUGAUUCGAACUUUUUGAAGAUAUAUCCAGAGCUUCAACCCACCCCACUGCAACUAGAAGAGGAUCUGGAGCAGCUUAAAGUCCUCGAGAACGGGUAUAAGAUGAAGGUGAUAAAAGUAGACCAUGAGGCUCAUGGUGUGGACACUCCAGAAGACGUUGAAAAGAUAGAAUCUUACAUGCUGGAGAGGAACUUGUCUUAGAUAUCUAUCUUCAUAUGUACUCACUAUUUUUCAUCAUCAUUGUGGUUCAUUUUCACUCUGUAUUCAUUGGCCUGCCUCACUCCAUAAGCUUAUUAGUUUUUUGUUUCUCCAAGUCUUGUAUUCAAAAAUUGGGAAUAAAUGGUUAAUAUGAGAAUUUAAAGCCCAAAUUUU
Molecule: messenger RNA, 1221 nt
Organism: Corylus avellana
Lineage: Eukaryota; Viridiplantae; Streptophyta; Magnoliopsida; Fagales; Betulaceae
Gene: CKS
Product: Nucleotide-diphospho-sugar transferases superfamily protein
Cellular component (GO): cytosol
Molecular function (GO): 3-deoxy-manno-octulosonate cytidylyltransferase activity
Source: RefSeq, a predicted model, not a curated record